Molecule: messenger RNA, 2815 nt
Organism: Dioscorea cayenensis subsp. rotundata (Guinea yam)
Lineage: Eukaryota; Viridiplantae; Streptophyta; Magnoliopsida; Dioscoreales; Dioscoreaceae
Product: receptor-like serine/threonine-protein kinase SD1-8
Exons: 7
Coding region: 148-2646 (832 amino acids)
Biological process (GO): recognition of pollen; protein phosphorylation
Molecular function (GO): ATP binding; protein serine/threonine kinase activity
Source: RefSeq, a predicted model, not a curated record
CAAAUUGGACUAAGUUUUGACUAAAUUUUGCCUUCAAAGUGUUAUCUCUGAUGGCAUCCAUGCAAAUGCCGGAACAAGGUUUAAUCACCCAAAAAAAAAUUGCAGAACAAGAACCUCCGGAGCAGGCCAAACUGAUUUUAGCGAGUGAUGCCUCUCUUGUUCGUUCUCUUAUUCAUGUCAUUCUCUCAUGCCGUUGGACGGGAUACUAUAACACCAGCACAACCACUCACCAGUAAUGAGACUCUUAUAUCAUCUAACGAAAAGUUUGCUCUGGGUUUCUUCAAGCCGGUCAAUUCCAACAAAAGUUAUGUAGGUCUAUGGUACAAUAAGAUCAGCAAAAGAACCAUAGUAUGGGUCGCCAACCGCAAAGAUCCAGUCACCACCUCCACUGGAACUCUGUCCAUCUCAGACAAUGGAAGCCUCCUCAUCACAGAUCAAAAUUCCACCGUUGUGUGGUCAUCUGGUGUUGCCAACGUGACCAAUCCGGUUGCACAGCUCUUGAACACGGGAAACCUGGUGGUCAGAGAAGACGAGGGCGACGACGGGAAUUACUCAUGGCAGGGCUUCGAUUACCCCACGGACACAUUAAUUGCCGGCAUGAAGGUGGGCGUGGACUUUGUGAAAGGCCUUAACCGGACUAUGACUGCAUGGACCAGUGACUCGGAUCCAUCUCCUUCUCAGUACUAUGCCAUGAUGGACAUCCACGGUGACCCGCAACUGCUCCUUUGUGCUGGUUCGAAGAAGCUGGGCCGCACCGGACCCUGGAACGGGUACCAGUUCACUGGCCUCCCCACAAGCGCAACACGUACAUACACUGGGUUCGAUGUCAGCUUCAUCAACAACAAGCAGGAGAUCACCUACUCUUUCAAUACCAAUCUUCCUAUUUUGUCCAAGAUGACUGUGAACCAGUCUGGUUUAGUGCAACGGUCGAUAUGGGAGGAGAGCAGUGGGUUCUGGAACGAGAUCUGGCACGCUCCAGUGGACCAGUGCGACAGCAUUCAGGCAUGCGGUCCUUUCACCAUCUGCAACCCAAAUAACUUGCCAAUCUGUGACUGCUUACAGGGAUUCACUCCCAAAUCUCCAGAGAAAUGGUAUUACACGGACGCGAGCGAUGGAUGCGUCCGUAAAACACAAUUGGACUGUAAAGACGGGACAGAUGGGUUCCUGGUCAUUCCUUAUACGAAGCUGGCGGAUACUACCAAAGCGAAUGUGGACACGAGUUUGAGUUUGGAGGAGUGCAGGACCAAAUGCUUGAAUAAUUGCACUUGCACUGCUUAUGCUCCGUCAACGGAUGUUGACAACGGUAAAAGUGGGUGUAUAACUUGGACGGACGAACUCAGGGAUGUUAAGUUGUUCACCAACGAUGCCCAUGUGCAAGAUUUCUAUGUCCGGAUUGCUGCUGCUGAUCUAGAUUCAGCGCCAUCAGCAUUCAGUAAGAGCAGGAAAUGGGUGAUUCCCUUUGUGAUAAUCUUUGUUGUGACGAUGCUAAUCCUUGCAUUUGUUGGCUAUAUUGUAUGGAAAAGAAGGAAGACAAGAAGAGCAAGAGCCAUACAGGAGAGUAAGAAUUCCUUCCAUGACCCUGGCAGCAGAGGACUUGCUGCAAGGAAUGCCCUGGAACUCUCUCAAGGGAGUGACCUUGAGCUACCUCUGCUAGACUUGGGCACUAUUGCAUCUGCAACAGAAAACUUCUCUGCUGACAAUAAACUUGGGGAGGGCGGCUUUGGACCUGUUUAUAAAGGGAUGCUAGAGGAUGGAAAAGAAAUAGCAGUGAAGAGACUUGCUAAAACAUCAUCACAAGGCCUGGUUGAGUUCAAGAACGAGGUUUUGUUAAUUGCCAAACUUCAACACCGAAAUCUUGUUCGGCUUCUUGCCUGCUGCAUUGAAGCAGAGGAAAGAAUCCUGGUUUAUGAGUAUAUGCCCAACAAAAGCCUGGACUUCUUUCUUUUUGCAAAAUCAAAAGAUGAAGUGUUGAAUUGGCAAACACGUUUCAAAAUUAUUAUGGGAAUUGCACGAGGACUGCUAUAUCUGCAUCAAGACUCUAGAUUAAGAGUUAUCCAUAGAGACCUCAAAGCCAGCAAUAUCCUCCUUGAUAAAGAAAUGAAUCCUAAGAUUUCAGACUUUGGUAUGGCAAGAAUUUUUGGUGGAGAUGAGGCAGAGGGAAAUACCAAGAAAGUUGUUGGUACAUAUGGAUACAUGUCUCCAGAGUAUGCUAUGGAUGGAAUUUUCUCUCAAAAAUCCGAUGCGUUUAGUUUUGGGGUGUUGGUGCUGGAAAUUAUCAGUGGCAAGAAAAACAAAGGGGUGUAUUCAGCUGCACCUCACAAAAACCUUUUGGAUCAUGUUUGGAGUUUAUUUAAGGAGGGAAACAACUUGCAAAUUGUUGAUGAAUCACUGGGCUCCUCUUAUGACGUGAAUGAAGUCAUGAGAUGCAUUAAUGUGGGUCUUCUAUGUGUGCAAGAUCACCCAGGAGAUAGGCCUCUGAUGUCUUCCGUACUUCUUAUGCUGGGCUCUGACAGAGCAAUAUUGCCUUAUCCUAAGGAACCCGGAUUCAGUGUGAGGAAUGUUUCGUAUCAAAUGGAGUCAGGUUCAAGUAAAGCAAGCUCAAGUGCAGCGUGUGAUACGUCAGCCACACUGAUUGAACCUCGAUAAUGAUGGCGCCAUUUUGCAAUGUUUUGCCCAAAAAUUUCUGCUGUUGUUACUAUUACAGUAUUACUGUCUUCGGUUCUUUUUAAAACAGUUCUAUUAAUAUCUUAUAUGGAGGCGUAAGAACCUGCUUUACUUAAAUGUAGACAGUGCUGCUGAUGUAGGAAAAAAAUUA